CAGUACCUUCCAUCUAUCGUAGUUGCUGAAACCUGGGAGGGGAGCAUGGCUUCAUCUGCCAGCGGGAUGGAGGAAGUGCGCUCCUCGGUCCUCACCCCUCUGAAGCUGGUGGGACUUGUGUGCAUCUUCCUGGCCCUGUGUCUGGACAUCGGAGCCGUUCUGAGCCCAGCCUGGGUGACGGCGGACAACCAGUACUACCUUUCCCUCUGGGAGUCUUGCAAGAAACUGGGCGCGUGGAAAUGUGAAAACACCCUGCAGAGCGAUUGGCAGAUUGCAACCCUCGCUUUGCUACUAGGUGGUGCAGCCAUCAUUCUCAUUGCAUUCCUUGUCGGUCUAAUUUCCAUAUGUGUGGGAUCUCGCCGGCGGUUCUACAGGCCUGUGGCAGUUAUGUUGUUUGCAGCAGUUGUUCUUCAGGUCUGUGGUCUUGUGCUAUAUCCAAUCAAGUUCAUUGAGACUGUCACUCUAAAGAUAUACCAUGAAUUCAACUGGGGAUAUGGAUUAGCGUGGGGUGCAACAAUAUUUUCAUUUGGAGGUGCCAUACUUUACUGCCUGAACCCCAAAAACUAUGAGGACUACUACUAGAUAUGUGAGGGGAAACAAAACAAUAGUUUACUCCAGUUUUUUUAUCACCCUUUUCUAGAAGACAUAUGGAGCAUCAAACAAUCUGCUCAGUUGAUUUCCCUUUGACUUUCGGCUGCCAAUAAUAUAACCAGCUUUACGUUCAUUCUAAGAAAAAAAAAACACUGCAGAAAAAAGAAAAAUUAGUCAACGGUACCAAUAACUCCAUAGAUAAUUGAUGCAAUCUGCUACAAUAUUAACUUGUUUCUUCAGCAGAAGUAACAAAACUACAAAAAGUGUAAUUAUAAACUGUAUAAUGAAAUUAGUAAUGAAAUGGAUGCCAACGUCCAGCAGGGAUUUCACAGAUGAAGAAUUCUUAAGAAAUUUACCCCAUGCCAGAUUGCUGGGUCAUCAUGUUACAGGACUGGGCCCUGAAGAAACAAGAUGCUGUGAAAUUACUCCUAGAAGAAUAAUAGCCAAUGGACAUGGUUGUUCACAUUAGAAUAAUUAACAGAAAUAGCUAAACACAACGUUUUUUUCCAGCAAGAAAGGCUAACUUAUCAGUAAACCACAGCUUGGCCACAUAUUUUGAACAUCUGUGGAAUAUGCUCAUCACUAGAGGCUAAAUAUUUACCUUUGCUUGAAAUA
Messenger RNA from Nanorana parkeri, 1206 nucleotides. It is a transcript of the gene TMEM47, whose product is annotated as transmembrane protein 47. The record is from RefSeq and is a predicted model, not a curated record. The transcript is spliced from 3 exons. Gene Ontology annotation, cellular component: membrane; cell-cell junction. Gene Ontology annotation, biological process: cell-cell adhesion. Bases 46 to 582 code for a protein of 178 amino acids. Lineage: Eukaryota; Metazoa; Chordata; Amphibia; Anura; Dicroglossidae.